Molecule: messenger RNA, 722 nt
Organism: Dermacentor silvarum
Lineage: Eukaryota; Metazoa; Arthropoda; Arachnida; Ixodida; Ixodidae
Product: COX assembly mitochondrial protein homolog
Exons: 4
Coding region: 160-573 (137 amino acids)
Cellular component (GO): mitochondrion
Source: RefSeq, a predicted model, not a curated record
AUACUAAUCUAUGCCUUCGUUAGUAACUCUGCUUUCGUUUUCGGUAAGUUUUCGUGCUGUUGUGUUCUGUAACUGAACAAGAAAGUACCGCGUGCCGUCGCUCGCCGGGAGCAACUGGUUGCCGGCUGUUCUGUGCGACUCCAAGUACAAACAUUUUAAAUGUCGCCGGAGGUCGAGGAACAUGCUGAAUCUUCGGUGCUGCCAAAGGGGUUUUCCGGAGGACCUCAUGGUUUGGGUGACCCAAAUGACAGACGGCUGAGGAAAGUUGAGGUUGAAGUCCUCAUCCCUCAGAAGAUGAGAGACAAGGCACGCGAGGAAAAGUGCGCGGACCUCGUUUCAAAGUUUGGCGAAUGCAGCAAAAGAGAAGGUUUGAUGUUACCGUUCAUGUGCCGGAAGGAAAACGAUGCCCUCAAGGCGUGCUUGAAGAAGUGGUAUGAGGAUCCCGAUUUUCAACACAUCUGCAGAGAAGAGUACCUGAAUGAAAGGAAGAGGUUUCGGGAGACUGGCGUGUGGCGAAAGAAGGAUAAGCGUGCUGAAAUUAGGAGUAAGGCCGAAGGAUCCAGUGAUGCAUGAGUGAGAUGCAGUACAAGUAGUGUUUAUUCUUCGUUUCUCCUGAAGCCUAAAGAAGGUGCUUUUUUUAGGUGUGGCCCAGGAGUAAAUGCAUGUUGUUCCCACAGGUAAAGUGUUUAACCACUGGUAAAUAAAACUUUUUACGACUCUGU